Dama dama (fallow deer) is the source of this 793-nucleotide messenger RNA. Its product is annotated as KATNB1-like protein 1. Lineage: Eukaryota; Metazoa; Chordata; Mammalia; Artiodactyla; Cervidae. The transcript has a single exon. The record is from RefSeq and is a predicted model, not a curated record. Gene Ontology annotation, molecular function: microtubule binding. Bases 6 to 680 code for a protein of 224 amino acids. Gene Ontology annotation, cellular component: nucleolus.
AAAACAUGAAGGGGGUUAAGAAAUCUCCAAAACAGUUGGCUGCUUACAUAACUAGAAUAGUUGGACAAGCUGUGAAAAGCCCAGAUAAACUAUGUAAGGUUUAUAGAAGAAAGAAAGUUCAUCAUCCUAUUCAAAAUCCUUGUUACAGAAAAAAGCAGACCCCUAAAAGUGGGGGCUGUGUCAUGACAAAUAAAGAAAAUGAACUGGCUUGUGCAGGCCACCUCCUUGAAAAAUUACGGCAUGAUAGUCAAACAUACUUGAUUAACUCCAGUGAUUCUGGUUCUUCACAGACAGAAAGCUCAUCAUCAAAAUAUAGUGGCUUUUUUUCUGAGGUUUCUCAGGACCAUGAAACAAUGGCACAGGUUUUAUUCAGCAGGAAUUUGAGAUUGAAUGUAGCUUUAACUUUCUGGAGAAAGAGAAGUAUCAGUGAACUUGUAGCAUAUUUGAUAAGGAUAGAGGGCCUUGGAAUUGUGGUGGAUUGCCUUCCCAUGCUCACCAAGAGUUUUCAGGAAGAAAAACAGUACAUCUCACUUGGCUGCUGUGUAGAUUUGUUGCCUCUAGUAAAGUCACUACUUAAAAGCAGAUUUGAAGAAUAUAUAAUAAUUUGGUUUAAACUGGCUUCAAGCAGUCAUAAAAAGGUGGUGGUCAGAACUAUCACCCAAAACAGAAAUUGUGAAUGAUAGAAAUAUGCAGAUUUUAAAACAGCAAUUAAGUGGGUUGUGGGAACAGGAAAACCAUCUUACUUUGGUUCCAGGAUAUACUGGUAAUAUAGCCAAGGAUGUAGAUGCUUAAU